UUCAGCAUGUCAGUGGCUCUGCGCACUCAGCUGUUCCUCUUCCUGAUCUCCCUCUCAUCGAGGAUGGGGCUCAGUCGCUACAUUGAGGACAACGAAGCUUCAGAUGGAUUAUAUUCUCUGCUCAAUUUGGACCAGAAAAGAGAAUCAGAGGAUUUUGUUUUCCGCCGACCUCUCAGAUGUUUGGACAUGCUGGCCACUGAUGGCUACUUCACCUUUGUGGCGUCUCAGCCACAGCUGGCCUGUGCUGCUUUUGUCAUCGCUGAGCCCAGUGAGGUCAUCAGUCUGGAGCUUACUGACGUCAGCAUCGACUGCAACGCCGGGGACUUCAUCAAGAUGUUUGACGGCUGGGUUCUGAAGGGAGAGAAAUUCCCCAGCAGGCAGGACCACCAGCUCCCUCUACACCAGCGCUACACAGACUACUGCUCGUCCCCAGCACCAGGAGCCACCAGCCGCUCCUCUCAGAACGUCGCCAUGAUUUUCUUCCGCAUUCACAGCCCCGACAGUGGCUUCACCCUCGCUGUCAAAAAGCUACACAACCCAUUCCCCUGUAACAUCAUGUCUCAGAGUCCAGAGGGCAGUUUCACCAUGGUGAUGCCACAUCAGCGCAGGAACUGCAGCUUCUCCGUCAUCUACCCCGUGGAGAUCCGACUGACAGAACUCAGCCUGGGGCAGGCCGUAAGCAAUGAACUAAGCCCACAGAGGCAGGUGUGGUCAGGCUGUUCGGGGUCAGGUGACUAUGUGGAGCUGCUAGGGGGGAAUGGAGUGGACACCUCUAAGAUGUUCCCUGUAGCUGACCUCUGUUUCUCCCUCAGUGGUCUUGCCCAGAUGAAGAUUGGUUGUGAUAACUCAGUGGUGAGGCUGGUGUCCAGUGGGAACUAUAUCAACCGUGUGUCCUUUCAGUACCGACUACUGGAACAGCGCGAGCUCCCCAAGACCCGAGAGAACAGUCUGGACAACUUCUGCGCUGUGGAAUGAGAUCACACACACACACACAAUCACAGAGUCAUCCAUCUCUCUGUAAAUACACCAGUUUGACAAAUGCUGUCAAUACAAGUUUUGUAUUGUUUUGGCCAAAUAUUUUAUUUAGUGUCCUGAUUAUGUUAGCUUUGAUUAUAGUGUAUUUAUUUGAGAAAUAGUUUUAAUUAAUGGGUGAUGGUGGAUUUAAUUGUUCUCCUUUAGGUAAUUUGUCAAGAAAAUCUGUGAUACAUUAUAUUUCUUGGCAGCGGCAUUCAUUUCCAACCUUCCCUCUGUUGUUCUUAGUUUAUAUCAGUUUUAGUUUUCUUUGGGGGGGUUUAAAUCUCUGCUGUCUCUUCUGUUUAUAUUGCCUUGACAAUUUGAAAAUAAAUAUGACUUGCAUGAUAAAGCGCAUUUUUAAAGUUCUGCUUUUGUGAGUCACUCUGUUUUUUUGAGCUUCCUUCAACUUCAUUAUAGAGCUGCAUGUUCAUUUAGUGUUUGUUUUUCUAGUAUGCUUCUGCAGGAUCCAUCCAUUUCACCCUUAACCACCAUACUGUCAUAUUCUUUAGAUGUGAAAAUGUGAGAAUAUUCUUCAGUUUAGUCCAGCACUAAAUACAAUACGUGAUGUGCUUGUGUGGUACUGUGUUUUUAAUGUUUACUUAUUUGGCAGAAGAUUUAUCUUUUAGCAAAACUGUAUCACAUUUACAUACCCAUAAGUUGCUUUGAGCAACCACCGUUGGUUUUGAUGAGGAAGCAGAAUUUCUGAAGUUGGUCAGGAGAUUCAAAUCUUGCUCUUUUAGCCAGGCUAGCGACACCACUUUGACACAUCGUCUUGUUUGGAUUACAGGAUUUUGCUGCCCUCUAUCAAUGGUGCAUGGUUAUGAUAAUUACUAAACACUAUGGUAAAAUUACUAAUGUCAUUCCUUUAUUUGGAUGUUGAGUGGGUGAGCUUGCCAAUGAAUUUUUUUUUUUUUUCUGUAGCAGCCAUUUAAAUGUAUUUCCACAGUGUUAACACAGCAAUGUUAAAAUGCAUGCACAGACACAUAUACACGUACACCUUAAACCAAAACUAAAUUCUAAAACCUAUAAUUUUAGACCAAAUGCUUGCAGUGCAGUCAGAGAUGACAUCAGUGAUAUACCCUACAAUGAUACAUGUGUGUAAAAGUACAAUGUAAAUGUGUAUGUGUAAUCCAAAUAUUAAAAUAUGUCCUUGGCAAUCAGUAUUAAGCAA
This is a messenger RNA of Micropterus dolomieu (smallmouth bass), 2185 nucleotides long. Its product is annotated as corticotropin-releasing factor-binding protein-like. The record is from RefSeq and is a predicted model, not a curated record. Gene Ontology annotation, biological process: negative regulation of corticotropin-releasing hormone receptor activity; hormone-mediated signaling pathway; negative regulation of corticotropin secretion. The transcript has 7 exons. Bases 7 to 975 code for a protein of 322 amino acids. Gene Ontology annotation, molecular function: corticotropin-releasing hormone binding. Lineage: Eukaryota; Metazoa; Chordata; Actinopteri; Centrarchiformes; Centrarchidae.